Mucor mucedo is the source of this 1419-nucleotide messenger RNA. RefSeq lists its product as uncharacterized. The record is from RefSeq and is a predicted model, not a curated record. The coding region runs from base 1 to 1419 and encodes 472 amino acids. The transcript is spliced from 2 exons. NCBI's taxonomy places the organism in Eukaryota, Fungi, Mucoromycota, Mucoromycetes, Mucorales, Mucoraceae.
AUGAACAACACUGAAGCAAUUAACAACACACCAAACAACGUACGUGGUCGCGGACGUGGUCGUGAAAAUGGACGUGGAGGUAUACGCGGAUGUGGCAGACACGCUGGCACCUUUGUGUUUGUUGACCCUACUGUUCAGCACAGUACCACUCCUGUCAACAACAGCAAUGCCCAAGCUGAGAAAAACAACGCUGAUGUCGAAGAUGACAAUGGGCCUUCACGUCCAUACAAAUUAUGGCCUGAGGUUGCUAUUUGUAUCCUUCUUGAGAUCAUGGCAGGCACCUACAAUCACUUGUUGAGAAGAGGAGAUAUUGCCUUGAAACAGUUUAUCUGGGUUCAUUCGGCAGCUCUCUUCAAAGAAAAGAUGGCUGAAUAUGCGACCACCGAUGCAAUCAGGGAAUUCAUAGCAAAUGUCACGCAUCUCAGUAUGCAACGCAAGUUGAAAGACAAGAAAGGCAUAUUUACCGGAGCAGGAGAAACAGGAGUUGGUGGAACUGUCCCAGACGUACCGCACUAUGAAGAAAUUGCCAAGAUCACUCAGGAUAAUCCUAGCAUCCAACUGGACGUAAUUUACGAAAGCGUCAACAUGGAGGAAAAUGGCAUUCGAUCAUAUAGAAGAUCAAACGUCGCUGAUUUAAUGGAUGCCAUUGGAUCGAUGGUCCCAAAACUACAUCAAUUGAUGAUCCGAAAAUCUUUGGCCGAUCGCUACCCCGCUGAAGAUUCUGUUGAUCCUGAAGGAUCUUCAGUACCAUCAUCAUCAACAGCACCUGCACCUGCACCACCAUCAACACCUUCAUCCGCACCACCAACCUCAACACCAGCAACCGAAGCACCAACACCAACACCCACAUCAGCAUCCGCAGUACCACCAGCAUCGACAGGCGCAACACCCCCACCUCGAUAUACAUUCGCACCACCUCCACCUCCAUAUUCAUCCGCAUCACCUCUACCUCCACCUACAUCUGCACCACCUCCACCAAGAUCAACCCACACUUUGAGAAAUAAUCGAACUUCUGGUGAGCAGUCUUCGUCAACUAUUGAUCCCAUCGAGGAUGCUCGUCAGUUGCCAGAGGAGCGUAUGGCACAUGCCCGCCAACUCGGUGUAGAGAUGAUGAAUCGAAUGGCAGCGGUGCAACGGGAAGAAAGGGAGCAAAGAAUUCGGUACCUUGACAGUAUGUUGCAAAGGGUCAGUCGUAAUCGACAAACUGCAUUGGAAGACAUGCAAACAAGAAGACUACAAGAGUCCAGAGAGAGAUAUCGACUGUUAGAAGAAUCAAGAAGUAGACGAGAGGCCGAUUUGGAAGAGGAUAAACGUAAACGUAUCUCUGAUAUGGAAACUAUUAUGAAUAGAUUUGCAGCCAUUCGAAGAGGCGAUAGUGAUAUCAAUCUUGGUUCAUCUUCUACUGACAACAAUAAUUAA